AGAGAGAGAGAUAGAAUGCGUGGUCCCCUCGGGGUGAAGGUCACCAUGAGCGGCACCUGGCUCCUCCUCCUCCUCCUCCAGGCGAUGGUGUUCCAGGGUUCACAGCAGGCAAUUGACUCUCAAGUGAGGCUGAGUGACGGCCCGACCCCGUGCUCUGGGAGAGUGGAGGUUUACCACUCGGGAGAGUGGGGCACCGUGUGUGAUGACAGGUGGGGCAUUGAAGAUGCCAUGGUGGUGUGUCACCAAGUCGGGUGUGGCCCUGCCAUCUCGGCGCCCAGGGGUGGGUAUUACCCAGUUGGCACUGGAAAGAUCUGGAUGGAUGAAGUCCGGUGUCGGGGUACGGAGCUCCAACUGUCCACCUGCUCAUUUCAAGGUUGGAAAAAACACAACUGCAACCACAAUGAAGACGCUGGAGUGACCUGUCAAGAAAGAGAGCCACCGGCCCGGCCAGAGAUUAGGGCAGCUCCCUCGUACCCGGCGUACCUGGUGGGAGAAAAUGUCACCCUGACGUGUGUAAUCCCAAACCGUUACACACCCGCUCACAUCCAGUUUCUGAAAGACUCUGCCCUCGUCACCAACAGCACUGGGAACCAGCGGCGAUCCACCCACAGUGUCCUCCACCUCACCUCCAUCGAUCCGGGGAACUACACGUGUUCCUACCAGACCCUGGAGUAUGGACGGUUGCUCUCAUCAGCCCCCAGUCUCCCAGUGGAAAUUGCCCUCACUCAGCCCCGUGUCAGGCUGGUGAAUGGCAGCGACUCGUGUUCGGGGAGAGUGGAGGUGCAGUACAACGGAGAGUGGGGGACAGUGUGCGACCGUUCCUGGCACAUCUCAGAAGCCAGGGUGGUGUGCCGCCAGCUGGGAUGUGGGUCAGCCGUGGCUGCACUUCCCGGGGCUGGGUUCGGACACGGGUCAGGAACGGUCUGGAUGGACGAGGUGUCCUGCGGAGGGACAGAGCCGAGCCUCUGGGCGUGUCCAUUCAGUGGAUGGGGCCGGGGCAACUGUGGGCACCAGAAAGAUGCCAGUGUGGUCUGUAACCCCAGCUCCCUGUUCCGACCCUUCAUCACAAUCACACCGGACAGCCCCCUCCACGUGUCUGGGAUCCCUCUGGCAAUCCAGUGCCUGGCUCCGAAGGGUUACCUUGGGGGCCGCUUCCGCAUCCUGAGGGGUACGUCUGUGGCCAAGGAGCACCGGCUGGACCCUGGCAGAAACGGAGCUGUUUUCCUGUACCGUAAUGUGAGCACCAGCAUCGGGGGGAGCUACAGCUGCCUGUACCAGAGGCUGGUCGCUGGCUUCUGGGUCACCUUCCGGGCCAGCCCCUCCAUUCCAAUCCGGGUCGUAGAGCUACCAGCCCGGCCAGAGAUCACAGCCACUCCCUCGUACCUGGCGUAUCUGGUGGGAGGAAAUGUCACCCUGACGUGUGUAAUCCCAAACCGUUACACACCCGCUCACAUCCAUUUUCUGAAAGACUCUGCCCUCGUCACCAACAGCACUGGGAACCAGCGGCGAUCCACCCACAGUGUCCUCCACCUCACCUCCAUUGAUGCGGGGAACUACACGUGUUCCUACCAGACCCUGGAGUAUGGACGGUUGCUGUCGUCAGCCCCCAGUCUCCCAGCGAAAAUUGCCCUCACUCAGCCCCGUGUCAGGCUGGUGAAUGGCAGCGACUCGUGUUCGGGGAGAGUGGAGGUGCAGUACAACGGAGAGUGGGGGACAGUGUGCGACCGUUCCUGGCACAUCUCAGAAGCCAGGGUGGUGUGCCACCAGCUGGGGUGUGGGUCAGCCGUGGCUGCACUUCCCGGGGCUGGGUUCGGACACGGGUCAGGAACGGUCUGGAUGGACGAGGUGUCCUGCGGAGGGACAGAGCCGAGCCUCUGGGCGUGUCCAUUCAGUGGAUGGGGCCGGGGCAAUUGUGGGCACCAGGAAGAUGCCAGUGUGGUCUGUAACCCCAGCUCUCUGCUCCGACCCUUCAUCACAAUCACACCGGACAGCCCCCUCCACGUGUCUGGGAUCCCCCUGGCAAUCCAGUGCCUGGCUCCGAAGGGUUACCUUGGAGGCCGCUUCCGCAUCCUGAGGGGUACAUCUGUGGCCAAGGAGCACCGGCUGGACCCUGGGAGAAACGGAGCUGUUUUCCUGUACCGUAAUGUGAGCACCAGCAUCGGGGGGAGCUACAGCUGCCUGUACCAGAGGCUGGUCACUGGCUUCUGGGUCACCUUCCGGGCCAGCCCCUCCAUUCCCAUCCGGGUCAUAGAUCCUCCAACAGAGCCCAGCAUCUCUCUGAGCCCUGCGUUCCCUGUCUAUCUAGAGGGAGAGAUGGUCACCAUUGAGUGCGUUCUUCCCAACGGCAAGUCCCCGGCUCGAUUCCGGUUACAAAAGGACUCGAUCUCCAUCGUGGAUGACGCCACCAGCCGACGGUCCCUCAGACACACGAUUCAGAACCUGACCAGCAGCAGCCAAGGACUCUACACGUGUUCCUACAAGACCAUGGUGUCUGGUCUCUGGGUCACUUCAUCUCCCAGUCAGUCUGUCCCCAUUGUUCUGACAGAUCCUCCAACAGAGCCCAGCAUCUCUCUGAGUCCUGUGUUCCCUGUCUAUCUGGAGGGAGAGACAGUCACCAUUGAGUGCGUUCUUCCCAACGGCAUCUCCCCGGCUCGAGUCUGUUUGCGAAAGGACUCGAUCUCCGUCGUGGAGGACACCACCAGCCAACAGUCCCUCAGACACACCAUUCAGAACCUGACUAACAGCUGCCAGGGUCUCUACACGUGUUCCUACAAGACCAUGGUGUCUGGUCGCUGGGUCACUUCAUCUUCCAGUCGGUCCGUCUCCAUCGUUCUGACAGAUCCUCCAACAGAGCCCAGCAUCUCUCUGAGUCCCGUGUUCCCUGUCUAUCUGGUGGGAGAGACAGUCACCAUUGAGUGCGUUCUUCCCAACGGCAUCUCCCCGGCUCGAGUCUGUUUGCGAAAGGACGUGAUCUCCAUCAUAGACGACACCACCAGCCAACGGUCCCUCAGACAUACAAUUCAGAACCUGACCAACAGCAGCCAAGGACUCUACACGUGUUCCUACAAGACCAUGGUGGCUGGUCGCUGGAUCACUUCAUCUCCCAGUCAGUCUGUCCCCAUUGUUCUGACAGAUCCUCCAACAGAGCCCAGCAUCUCUCUGAGUCCUGUGUUCCCUGUCUAUCUGGAGGGAGAGACAGUCACCAUUGAGUGCGUUCUUCCCAACGGCAUCUCCCCGGCUCGAGUCUGUUUGCGAAAGGACUCGAUCUCCGUCGUGGAGGACACCACCAGCCAACAGUCCCUCAGACACACCAUUCAGAACCUGACUAACAGCUGCCAGGGUCUCUACACGUGUUCCUACAAGACCAUGGUGUCUGGUCGCUGGGUCACUUCAUCUUCCAGUCGGUCCGUCUCCAUCGUUCUGACAGGGUUAACUCUGUCCGUGACUGUCUCCCUGGACCAUCAGACCGGCCUGUACCUGACAGGGAGUGCAGCGACCGUGAGCUGCUCCAAUCCCAGUCAGUCCCAGCUCCAAUCGGUCACGUUUUACAAAGAUGGAGAGCUCUUACACUCACUGGAGGCGCGCCCUGACAAACAUAUGGCAUCCAUCUCCAUCGGAAAUCUCACCCGCGCAAACGGAGGGAGUUACACUUGCCAGUGUGAAAUGACCGUGUCUGGGAGACAUCUAAUAUCCAGUCUUAGUAACGCUGUGUCAAUAACCGUACAGGAGGCGGUGAAGCCGGUGAUAACUGGAGUGUCGGCGGUGGAUGAGAUUGGAGGGAACCUCUCGAUAACCUGCCUCAGCGAGGGGAGUCAGCCCAGUGAAGAGUUCUUUCUGCAGAGGGAUGGCACCACUUCCUUGCCUCACUACUGGACGGUAUGGAAGGCAGAUGGUUCUGUUACCUUCAUCAUCGCCGAUGUGAGCCAGGACGAUGCAGGGAACUAUUCCUGUGGCUACAACCUGACGGUCAACGGGACGGUGUUGGCAUCCAUCUUCAGCGAAAGCAUGCAGGUGACCGUCAGUGAAUUCAGGAAGCCAUCUGGGAGGCAUGCGGUCCCACGAUAUUACUAUGUCAUCGCUGUGGCCUUGUUGGCAGCAGUUCUCACAGUUGUUCUUGCAAUCCGAGCUCGAAACAAGUCGAAGCAAGAUGAGGGUGCUGAUACUUUUCCUCAAGGAUUCCCACAUGCUACGUGCCAGAAGCAAAAUGUCAUCUCCCUCCAGCAGGUCCUGCCAAUCAAGUCCCACAGAGUCACAAGUAUAUAGGAUAGUAAAGAAGCGACACAGCUCCCAGAAACUACUCCCCCC
Chiloscyllium plagiosum (whitespotted bambooshark) is the source of this 4305-nucleotide messenger RNA. Lineage: Eukaryota; Metazoa; Chordata; Chondrichthyes; Orectolobiformes; Hemiscylliidae. The record is from RefSeq and is a predicted model, not a curated record.